CAGAGGGGUGGGGGAGGGGACGAUGCUCCGCGUCUUCGUCCUGCGGGCCGAAAAUGUCCUCACAGGCGACAGCGACAUCAGCGACACCUACUGCUCCUCCACAUUCCAAGGUGUCAAGAAGAGGACAAAGGUCAUCAAGAACAAUGUGAAUCCUGUCUGGAAUGAGGGAUUUGAGUGGGAUCUGAAGGGAAUUCCGCUGGAUCCCGAUGCCGAGCUCACCGUGGUGGUCAAGGACCAUGAAACCGUGGGAAGAAACAGGUUUUUGGGAGAAUGCCGUGUGCCGCUCCGGGAUGUUCUGGGCACUCCCAGCCUGGCGGCCUCAUUCAACCUCCCCCUGCUGGACUCGCGCAAGGAGAGCACCGGGGCUUCCCUGUUCCUGCAGGUGUCCUACAUCCCCCCUCCGGGUGCUGUCCCGCUUUUCCCACCUCCAGCCCCUCCGGAGCCGGCCCCGGCUGCAGCCGAGCUGGACACGGUCACCGAGACGGCCGGAGAGGAGGACACAGAAGAUCCGGAGGCCACGGCGGACACGGAGCCCUCAGCGUCCUCAGGAGCACCGGGCUCAGAGCCGCCCACAUUCCCAAGGAAACCAUCUGGGAAUCACAUCCAGGGGGUGAAGAGGAGGAGGAGGAGCUCUCCCAAAAAACCUUUAUCCAACAAACCACAGGAUUUCCAGAUCCGGGUGAGGGUCAUCGAGGCCCGGCAGCUUCCCGGGAUCCAGAUCCGGCCGGUGGUGAAGGUGACGGUGGCCGGACAAACCCGGAGAACGCGGAUCCGGAAAGGCAACAGCCCCUUCUUCGAUGAGACUUUUUUCUUCAACGUCUUCGAGUCCCCAUCGGAGCUGUUCGAUGCUCCUAUUUUCCUCACAGUCGUGGAUUCUCGAUCGUUCCGCACGGAUUCAGUGAUCGGGGAAUUCCGGAUGGAUGUGGAGACCGUUUACUCCGAGCCAAAACACGCUUUCCGAAGGAAGUGGCUGCUCCUCUCAGAUCCGGAGGAUUUUUCUGCGGGAGCCAAGGGCUACCUGAAGGUCAGCGCCUGCGUGCUGGGGCCUGGAGAUGAAGCUCCCCUGGAGAAGAAGGAGGUGGCCGAGGACAAAGAGGACAUCGAGGCCAAUCUGCUGCGCCCCACUGGGGUCACCCUCAGGGGGGCCCAGUUCUGCCUCAAGAUCUUCAAAGCCGAGGAUUUGCCCCAGAUGGAUGAUGCCGUCAUGGACAACGUCCGGCAGAUCUUCGGCUUCGAGAGCAACAAGAAGAACCUGGUGGAUCCCUUUGUGGAAGUCAGCUUUGCCGGGAAAACGCUCUACUCCCGGAUCCUGGAGAAAAACGCCAACCCCCAGUGGAACCAGUGCCUGACGCUGCCGGCCAUGUUCCCUUCCAUGUGCGAGCGGAUGAGGAUCCGUGUGACCGACUGGGAUCGUCUGACGCACAAUGACGUCAUCGGCACCGCUUUCCUCGGAAUGUCCAAGAUUUCGGCCCCCGGCGGGGAGCUGGAGGAUGAGUUUCCUGCUCCUGUGAAGCCUCUGAAACCCUCGGACCUGGAUGACGGGCUGGGAUUCCUGCCGACCUUUGGGCCCUGCUACAUCAACCUCUACGGCAGCCCUCGAGAAUUCACCGGCUUUCCCGAUCCCUACGAGACCCUCAAUUUGGGAAAGGGCGAGGGGGUCGCGUAUCGGGGCCGGAUCCUGGUGGAGCUGGAGACCAAACUGGUGGAGCACAUGGAGCAGAAAGUGGAGGAGAUUCCUGCCGAUGACAUCCUGAGGGUGGAGAAAUACCUGCGCAGACGGAAAUACUCCCUCUUUGCCGCCUUCUACUCGGCCACCAUGCUCCAGGGCGUGGACGGCGCCAUCCAGUUCGAGGUCAGCAUCGGGAAUUACGGCAACAAGUUCGACACCACCUGCCUGCCCCUGGCCUCCACCACCCAGUACAGCCGGGCUGUCUUUGAUGGCUGUCACUACUAUUACCUACCCUGGGGGAACGUGAAGCCGGUGGUGGUGCUCUCCUCGUACUGGGAGGACAUCGGCCACCGCAUGGACGCCCAGAACCUCCUGCUCUACGGAGCCGAGCGGCUGGAGGCAAACCUGGAGAAGGUCCACGUGGCUCUGAAAUCCAACCACUCUCCGGUCGAGCUGGAGGCCCUGGGAUUCCAACUGCUCGAUGACGUCAUUGCUGACUGCAGCCUGAAGCUUCCUGAUGUCCUGGGGAGAGCAUCCAGCACCCACCUGGAUCAGAACCUGUUCCGCUUCCGGAGCACCCACCUGGAGCAGAUCCUGAAGGUGGCUCUGAGGCUCAAACAUGAGAAUUCCAGCCUUUCCCAAAUCCUGGAUCAGGCGGAGGAUUGGCUGUGCCGGCUCCGGGCCAUGGCGGAGGAGUACCCACAGGAGGAGGUGAUGGGGCCGCGGAUCCCGGCGCAGAUCCGGGUGCGGCUCUGGUUUGGAUUGGCCGUGGAUGAGAAGGAAUUCAACCAAUUCGCCGAGGGAAAACUCUCCGUCUUCGCUGAAACCUAUGAGAACCAGACCAAGCUGGCGCUGGUGGGGAACUGGGGCACCACCGGCCUCACUUAUCCCAAAUAUUCCGACGUCACCGGCCGGAUCAAGCUUCCCAAGGACAGCUUCCGGCCUUCCGCAGGAUGGACCUGGGCUGGGGAUUGGUUUGUCUGCCCAGAAAAGACGUUGUUGCAUGACGUGGACGCUGGACACCUGAGCUUUGUGGAGGAGGUGUUUGAGAACCAGGUCCGUCUUCCUGGAGGGCAGUGGAUCCACAUGACCGAUUCCUACACAGACGUGAAUGGGGAGAAGGUCCUGCCCAAGGAUGAGAUUGAGUGUCCUCCAGGCUGGAAGUGGGAAGAUGUGGAAUGGGACACGGAUCUCAACAGGGCUGUGGAUGAGAAAGGCUGGGAGUACGGGAUCACGAUCCCGCCGGAGCGCAAGCCCAAGGCCUGGGUGCCGGCGGAGAAGAUGUUCCACACCCACCGGCGCCGGCGCUGGGUGCGGCUCCGCCGGCGCGACCUGGAGCACAUGGAAGCCAUGAGAAAGCACAAGCAGGAGGAUCUGGACGGGGAUGGUUGGGAAUACGCUUCCCUCUUUGGCUGGCGCUUCCACCUCCAGCAGCGCCGCUCCGACUCCUUCCGCCGGCGCCGCUGGAGACGCCGGAUGGAGCCUCUGGAACGCACCGGUCCCGCCGCCGUCUUCGCCUUGGAAGGGGCUCUGGGAGGAGUGACGGACGACAAGAGCGACGAUGGAAAAUCUGAUGGAAAGUCCGCAUCCACCCUGAGUUUUGGAGUCAACAGACCCACAAUCUCCUGCAUUUUUGACUCUGGGAACAGAUUCCACCUGCGCUGUUACCUGUACCAGGCACGGGAUCUCAUGGCCAUGGACAAGGACAGCUUCUCCGAUCCCUACGCCAUCGUGUCCUUCCUGCACCAGAGCCAGAAGACGGUGGUGGAGAAGAACACCCUGAAUCCCACCUGGGAUCAGACCCUGAUCUUCUACGAGAUCGAGAUUUUCGGGAAUUCUCAGGACGUGGCCGAGUCCCCUCCCAACAUCCUGGUGGAAAUCUAUGACCACGACACCUAUGGCGCGGAUGAAUUCAUGGGACGCUGCAUCUGCCGGCCCAGCCUGGAGCGCUCGCCCCGGCUUUCCUGGUAUCCUGUCCUCAAAUCCGGCCGGAAUGCCGGGGAGCUCCUGGCUGCCUUUGAGCUGAUCCAGAGGGAAAAGCCAGCUGUUCAUCACAUCCCUGGAUUCGAGAGCGAUCUCUCCUCCAGCCUGGAUGAGUCCGCGGAUUCUGACCUUCCCUACCCGCCGCCGCAGCGGGAGCCCAACGUUUACAUGGUCCCACAGGGAAUCAAACCUGUCCUGCAGCGCACGGCCAUCGAGAUCCUGGCCUGGGGGCUGAGGAACCUCAAGAGCUUCCAGCUGGCCAGCGUGACCUCGCCCAGCCUGCUGGUGGAGUGUGGGGGGCAGCGCGUCCAGUCCAGCGUCAUCAAGAACGUCAAAAAGAACCCCAACUUCGAUGUCUGCGUGCUCUUCAUGGAAGUGCGUCUGCCCAAGGAGAGCCUCUACAGCCCCCCCAUCAUCCUGAAGAUCAUCGACAACCGCCCCUUUGGCCGGAGACCCGUGGUGGGACAGUGCACGAUCCGCUCCCUCCAGGAAUUCUACUGGGAUCCCUCCCAGCAGGACACGGGGGCACCCCAGGAGCAGCCAGAUGAUGUCAGCCUCACGCCCAGGGACGACGUCCUCAUUGACAUCGAUGACAAAGAGCCCCUGAUCCCCAUCCAGCUUCCCGAGGGUUUGACGAGCUCAGCACUAAUUAACAUCCCGGAUUCCCGGGCCCCGCCUCAUCUCUUUCCCUUGGGGCUGCAGAAGAUCCUGUGGGAGGAGGAAUUCAUCGACUGGUGGAGCAAAUUUUACGCUUCCACAGGAGAGAGGGAAAAAUGUGGAUAUUACUUGGAAAAGGGAUUUGACACCUUGAAGGUCUAUGAGACAGAGCUGGAAAACGUUGAGGAAUUUGAGCAUCUCUCCGACUUCUGCCACACCUUCAAACUGUUCCGGGGGAGAUCCCAGGAUUCCAGUGACGACCCCUCGGUGGUGGGGGAAUUCAAGGGUUCCUUCAGGAUUUACCCUCUUCCUGACGAUCCGUGUGUUCCGGUGCCUCCCCGGCAAUUCCAGCAGCUCCCGGCCAGGGGACUCCAGGAAUGUCUGGUCCGGGUUUACAUUAUCCGGGCCUUCGACCUCCAGCCCAAAGAUUCCAAUGGAAAGUGUGAUCCCUACGUGAAGAUUUCUGUGGGAAAGAAAUCCAUAAAUGACCAGGAAAAUUACCUUCCCUGCACUCUGGAGCCUGUCUUUGGGAAGAUGUUUGAGCUGAGCUGCACGCUGCCCCUGGAGAAGGACCUCAAGGUCACCCUCUAUGACUACGACCUACUGUCCAAGGAUGAGAAGAUCGGCGAGACCGUCAUCGACCUGGAGAAUCGCUUCCUCUCCAAAUACGGAGCUCGCUGCGGCCUCCCCCAGACCUACUGCAUCUCCGGCCCGAACCAGUGGCGAGACCAACUCCGCCCUUCCCAGCUGCUCCACCUCUUCUCCCUGCAGCACAACUACAAAGCUCCCACCUACAAAUCCGACCGGAUCAUCUUCCGGGAUCAGGAAUACCUCCUCUCCGAGCUGGAAGAUGGAAAACCCCCGAAUCCGCACCUGGGGCCGGUGGAGGAGCGGCUUGCCCUGGCUGCCCUCCGGAAGCAGGGAUUGGUUCCGGAGCACGUGGAGACCCGGCGCCUUUACAGCCCCCUCCAGCCGGACAUUGAGCAGGGAAAGCUCCAGAUGUGGGUGGAUCUGUUUCCCAAAUCCCUGGGACAUCCCGGCCCCCCUUUCAACGUCACUCCACGUAAAGCCAAGAGGUUCUACCUGCGCUGCAUCAUCUGGAACACCAAAGACGUGAUCCUGGAUGACCUCAGCAUCACCGGGGAGAAGAUGAGUGACAUCUAUGUCAAAGGGUGGCUGGUGGGACACGAGGAGAACAAGCAAAAGACGGAUGUCCACUACAGAUCCAUGGGAGGAGAAGGGAAUUUCAACUGGAGAUUUGUCUUUCCCUUUGAUUAUCUCCCAGCAGAGCAGAUGUGCCACGUGGCCAAGAAGGAACACUUCUGGAGCUUGGACAAGACAGAAAACAAGAUCCCACCCCAGCUGAUCCUCCAGAUCUGGGACAACGACAAGUUCUCCUUCGAUGACUAUUUGGGAUCCAUCCAAAUGGAUCUCAACAGGAUGCCCAAACCUGCCAAGACAGCGGAAAAGUGUUCCUUGGAUCUUGUGGAUGAUUCCCUGUCCUCCAGCCGCUCCGUGUCCCUCUUUGAGCAGAAAACUGUCAAGGGCUGGUGGCCCUGUGUGGCCGAGCAGAACCAGCAGAAGAUCCUGGCGGGCAAACUGGAGAUGACUUUGGAAAUCGUGGCAGAACAGGAGCACGAGGAGCGUCCAGCUGGGAUGGGACGGGAUGAGCCAAACAUGAACCCCAGGCUGGAGGAUCCCAAGCGUCCCGAGACCUCCUUCCUGUGGUUCACAUCCCCAUACAAGACCCUGAAGUUCAUCCUGUGGCGCCGCUACAAGUGGGUGCUGAUCCUGGCCAUCCUCCUCUUCAUCCUGCUGCUUUUCCUGGGAAUCUUUGUCUACGCCUUCCCGAACUAUGCUGCUAUGAAACUGGUGAAACCUUUCAACUGAAGGUGCUCCUGUGCCUGCCUGGGAAUUUUGGGAAGGAAUUUGGGAAGUGAAGAAGGAAAAACGCAUCCAGGCCUCCAGCUGCUGCCAAAGACUCCAGUUCCCUUUGGAAUUCCACCCGGGAAGUGUCAUCUAACCGAAGCCUCCACCAAAAUAUUCCUGGUUUUCCAGCCUUCUGUGUUUUGUUUGAGUUUUCCUGCUGCUCUGGUUGGUAAAUCCCAAAUUCCAGUGAAAAUCUGAGGAGGGAGUGGAGAAAGGACCUUUCCAUCCAGAAGUUGGGAAUGUGCAGAGGAUCCUCAGGGCAGGACUUGGGAUUUGCCAGCCUGAGUAAAUCCCACAGAUUCCAAGCACUUUUCGCUCUCUGAUCCAGCCUCAGUUUCCUUUUUCCCUGUAUUAUCCCAUUUAUGUAUUGUAAACCUAUGGAAAAUGUGUUGGAAAACCGGAUCCCUGGGAUGACAUGUCACAUUCCCAAAGCUGAAAUAAUGGGGAUGGGAAUGGCUGUGGUACAAAAUCUGGGAUUUGGAGUUGGUGCUCUACAAAAUCCCAGUUUCUCUUGGAUUUUGAGGCCUUUGCAUUCCAUCAUGGAAUUCUGGAGCUGGUUUUCCCUUGGAGCUGCUCCACAGCCCCACAGGUCUCCCAUUCCCACUGGGAGAGGAAUCUCAGGAGCAGCUGGGCUUUGAUUUCAUCCUCUCCCGCUGCCUCCCAGCCACUUUUUUGGGAAUUCUUGGUCUUUUUAGUGUCAGUAUUUGCAGAAUCCCCAGAAUCCCUGAGGCUGGAAAAGACCUUUGGGAUCAUCCACUCCAAGCUGUGCCCAAUCCCCACUGAGUGCCGUAUCUGGGAAUUCCUUGGAAACCCCCAGGGAUGGGGACUCCAAAGCUCCAUGGGCACUUCCAAGGCCUGACCACCCUUUCCAUGAGGAAAUUCCUGCUGAUGUCCAACUGAAGCCUCUCCUGAGACAACCUGAGGCCGUUCCCUCUUAUCCUGUUUUUCCCUAGGAUGAGAUCCCAACUCCCAUCUGGCUCCAGAUCUUCAGGGAAUUGUGCAGAGAUAUAAGGUCCCCCCUGAUCCUCCUUUUCUCCAGGCUGAGCCUCACUGAUAUUCCUUUAAAAUCAGCCAUUUUCCCAUGUAUUCCCAAAUAUUCUUAUGGAAAACAUCCCAACACAUACUCGCUGCUGCCAGGCAUUAAUGGAGCAAAAAACCUGUCCCAGGGUGGGAUUUGUUUUCCAAACAAAUCCGUGAUCCACAACCUGCUCAGCCUCCCAUGGAUCCGAUGGGAAUGCUGGGACAUUCCCACUUUUGCUGUUCCCUCCUCCUGUCCCUGGAGCGGGAUGAUCCCGUGGGAUGUGGCACUUGGGGAUUUGUGACCUUGGCAGGGUUGGACUUGAGCUCAGAGGUCUUUCUCACCUAAUUAUGGAUGGUUCCAUAAUUCCAUGAUUCCCAGGGUUUUCCAGUACUGUGAGGGUGUUAAUCCUCAAAUUCUCAUCCUGCAAGGCAUCUUCUCCCAUUCUCCCACCAGAAAAAUCCCAUUAAUAUCCGGCUGCUCCGGCACCUUUGCUGAUUUGGGAUCUUCCUGUCCUCCUUUCAGCAGGAUGAGAUUUAUCCUUGAUCCCAUGUUUUCUUUGGAGCUGUGGCUGCUUCAAACAAGCAAGGAGCUGGGAAAAGUGAUCCCGAGGGAUCAGUUUCCCAUGAAAAACCACUGAUGGCAGCUCCUGCCCUGCUCUGGCUGGGAUUUUAAGCUUGUGCUUAAAAAAUCGGGAUAACAGCCCAAUUGCUUUGUUAAAUGGGGAUGUAAUCCAUGGGGGAUCAAAUCCCAGGAUUCUCAUUAGAACAUCUCCCAGAAUGCACAGGGCAGCUCCUUCUCCGUGUUUUCUACACGGAAAAUGCACAGCUUUGGGACUUAUAGGGAUUUAUAGGGAUUUAUAACCCCAUCCCUGCUGCUGAGCUUUGGCUGAUCCAUGGCCCCUUCCCAAAAGUUGGAGUGCAGCAAUCGGCUCCAGAUUUGCACAUCCCAGGGUGGAGGUUUCAUUUUCCAUCAUUAAAUGCUUCAUUUUCCUUCGUUUUUUCCCUAAAAACCUCCCAAUGCCAUUUCCACCCCCAUCCCUGUUUAUAGCCACCAUCAAACAACCAGGAUUCACUCCAAUUUUCCAGAGGUUUUAUUAUCCCAAAGGAUCUGAGGAGCCAAGGACAAAAGUUACUUCUGUUUGGCCCUUGCUGGGAUUGGAAAUUUGGGUUUUAUGGGAAUGUUGGUCCCUGCUCUUUUCCCACCAGGACCCAACUGUGCCAGAGGAGUCUGGAAUUCCCUGAGUGCUCUCCUGGAAUCCACAGUGGGAAUUCAGAUCCAAUAUCUCUUGGAUUUGCGGGGAUUCUGGGAUUUCCCGUCCUGGUGUAAUUCCCCAUGAUCCCAACCCAAAAAUCUUGGAACCAAGAGCCUCAAAUGGAUGUGCGAUCCAUGUCGGAAUGCCAAACAUGGGAUGCGCAUCCCCCAUCCUGUCAGGAACACCACUGUCUAUCCCAGAAGGACAAGGAAUCAAAAUCUAUCCAUGGGUUUUCUUUGGAACAUCCAAGGGCAGCUUGGAUAAGGAUUGGAGCCACCUGGGAUUGUGGAAUGCCUGGAAUGGAUGGGCUUGAAAGUUUGGGAUUCACUCCAGAGACACUUCCAGUGGGAAAUCCUAUUUUAUUCCCAGAAUUCCUCUGGCAAGCCUGGGUCAGCAGCAAUGGGACAAAAGGAUCCAGGGCAUCCGGUUCCAUAAAAAUGGAUUUCCAGAAGGAAAUCCGUGCUCCCAGUCCAGGUUUUGUGCCAAGAGGAGCCUGUGGGAUUCCAGGGGGUAAAUUCAGGUUGGAGCAUCUGGAAAAACCAACUCCAUCCCAUUUUUUUUCCCUGAACAGACACAUCCAGCUCCAGGUCUGGUUGUGUCUCCUCCAAAUCCAGAUGGGAGGUGUAGAAAGAAUUCCCUGUGGCUUCUGGUUAUGCAGGGAAUUGGCUGGAAUUUGUUCUGGAUCACCUGUGCCUGCCUUAUCUGCAAUAAUGCCCAAAGCACUGUGAUUCCCAAAGAAAUGCUCAGAAACA
Messenger RNA from Passer montanus (Eurasian tree sparrow), 9263 nucleotides. RefSeq names its product dysferlin (gene DYSF). Gene Ontology annotation, cellular component: T-tubule; cytoplasmic vesicle; membrane. The transcript is spliced from 56 exons. The record is from RefSeq and is a predicted model, not a curated record. Bases 23 to 6199 code for a protein of 2058 amino acids. Gene Ontology annotation, biological process: vesicle fusion; monocyte activation involved in immune response; plasma membrane repair. Lineage: Eukaryota; Metazoa; Chordata; Aves; Passeriformes; Passeridae. Gene Ontology annotation, molecular function: calcium ion binding; calcium-dependent phospholipid binding.